CGUUCCCGUUAACGGUAAAGUUAAGAAUCCCAGCAGAAAUUACUUAAAGCAAAAUUAUAAGAAAUGAUAGUGUGCGUAUUGUGAGGUAUAAAUAUCGCGUGUUGGCACGCCCGAAGAAAAAACAUGUUUUUAAACUUACCGACCUUCGUUAAAUUAACGUCUGUUAAUUUAUAACUGCAUAACUUUAUGGGACACGCUCAUGACGCCAUUUGUUUGCUGCUUUACUGACCUUUACACUGAAAAUGUCAGUGCCAGGCUUUUAACCGAGCAUGGUGCAGGGCAGGUAUGUGUGUGCACGCAGUGUUAUUUUGUCCUCUAAGAUAAACAUGAGAGCCCACUUGAGUGAUAUCAUUUUUCUCUGUGGAUUUUUUCUUAUUUGCUCAUCUGAAGUAGCAGGUCAAACAUGCAGGGGGAAGUGUGGAGAUGUAUUGGAGGAAUGCUCCUGCCAUGCAACCUGUGUGUCUUUGCUGACCUGCUGUGCAGACUACAACCAGUCAUGUUUACAGGUGACGCCUCACUCCAGCUCCAUGCUGGGUGGAAGAGCUCUCAGGAUCCUCAACAUGGUCCUUCAGCCUGGUGGGCGCCUUCUCUGCAGAUUCAAAGGUGAGAUUGAACGAGAGGGAUUUAUUGACGCCGACGGCCACGGCUACUGUAUCUCUCCUCUCCUGUACGAGACGGGGUGGAUACCAUUUACUGUCUCAACAGAUGGAAUACAUUUUGACAGAUCUGGAGAGUACUUGUCAGUUAACCCCAGUAAAGCGGAGGAUGACUCCAAAGUCAUCCUGGUGAAUACAACGCAGUGGUUGAACUACGGUACACCAAACAUGGCAGGACGGCUUCAGAUGACAUGGAACAGCUCUUUGAUCAGCGCUGAGAAGGUCAACAUAGAGCUGUGGGGUUACAGAGAGUUCAGCAGGAGCACAGAGGCGACUGGAUCAUCCUCUCUGCAGGCCGAGCUGAGCUAUCUGUACUCUCUCGGGAGGAGUCUGUCCAACACGGGUGCCUUCAGCUUCAUUCCAGAGCCCUCGAAGGACUUCUCUGGCUGGGUGUUGGGGAAUAUCCGCAUCACUGCCAGUUCUGAGUUGGAUGGAGCAAGGGAUGUACAGGCGCUCUGGAGUGGAGGUCAUAUCUUAGCCUGGCACCUGGAGCAGGCUUUCAGAGACGACUCUGCAGCCUGGGCCGAGAACAAGUGUCUGCAGUGGGACGUCCUGGAGACGACGCUGCCCAACUUCCUGGAUGAGCUCAUUGACUGUCCUUGCACUCUGGCACAGGCCCGAGCAGACACAGGCAGGUUUCAUACUGACUAUAGUUGUGACAUUGAGAGGGGCAGUGUGUGCACUUAUCACCCAGGUAGUGUCCACUGCGUCAGAGCAAUUCAGGCCAGCCCUACACAUGGAUCGGGGCAGCAGUGUUGCUAUGACAGCGCAGGCGCUUUGGUCCUGACAGCAGACUCGUCUGGUGGCAGCACACCAGACAGGGCUCACGACUGGGGAUCACCUCCAUACAGGGAGCCACCACGGGUGCCGGGGUACUCCCACUGGCUUUAUGAUGUCAUGAGUUUCUACUACUGCUGUCUUUGGUCUGACCACUGCCACGUCUACCUAAACCAUCGACCUUCUAGCGGGUGUCGCAACUACCAGCCCCCAAGAGCUGGGACAGUUCACCCCCAAAUCGAAGACCAGGGAGAGGAAGGGGGCGAGGGGGUAGAGGCGGUGCAGGAACGGCCAGGCGAAGAGAUGUGUCUUGGCAACCCAGAGGGAAGAGGAGGAGGAGGAGAGGGUGGCAGCCUUCGCACCAGUGUCGUCCUCGGGGAUCCACAUUUCAUAACGUUCGACGGCCUAAGCUACACUUUCAACGGCAAAGGAGAGUACUACCUCGUGUCUUCUCCAGACAGAGAGCUGAGUGUUCAGGCCAGAACAGAACAGGUGAAACUUGAGAACGGUACCUUGGCCAGAGCCACAUGGCUGUCAUCUGUGGCUAUGAAGGAGAAGACCUCUGAUGUCAUCGAGGUGCGUCUGGCAGAAGGCCAUCUCCAGGUGCUGAGGAAUCAGAAGGUCCUACCGUUCACUGAGCAAAGAUGGAUGGACCUACACGGAUUAUUCGUGUUCGCCCCCAGCCCUCAGAAUGUCACUGUAAUCUUCCUCUCUGGUGUUGGCGUGGAGGUUCGUGUGCAAGAGGGAGCCAUGGCGGCGACAGUGCUGCUUCCAACAGAGUUUACCAACCACACUCAGGGUCUCCUCGGUCUGAUGAACUCUGACCCAUCAGACGACUUGCAGACCAAGCUCAGAGAGGUCAUCUCCCCAGGCGACGCCACGCCGGAGGAAAUCUUCACCUUUGGAGCUGGCUGGAACAUUUCAAAGAAGUCUUCCCUUUUCACAUACGACUCAAAGUACCUUUUGGAGACCUACUAUUUCCCACCGAGCCACGAUCCUGCUUUUGUUCCUGCCUUUUCGCUACCUGAGACACCUGACGACCCUCUGGUGGGAGACAUGUUGACGAUGUGCUUUGGGGAAGGAGCAGCAUUCUGUAAAUAUGAUACCCUGACCACUCGGAGCCUCACGAUGGGAAACGCCACACUCAGGGCCUACCAAAGUCAUCAGGCCCAAAUGAAAGCCCUGGAGCCAGUGGUGUCUUGUGGCUGGCUUCAGACACCCAGGAAUGGGAAAAAGAGUGGGACACAUUACCUAGAAGGGAACACUCUGAGCUUCACCUGCAGUACAGGCUAUACACUGUACGGUUCAACAGAGCGCACUUGCCUGGACGAUGGGACCUGGACAGGAGAGACACCCUACUGUGUAACAGAUGAUAAGGUGGGGUUUAUACUUGGCGCUGUUGGUUCCCUGUCAGCACUGGUCACAAUGGGAAUAAUGAUCCACCGGCACAACAGGAAACAAGACAGAGAGAAAAAAGAGGACCAGAUGAUGACUCAAGAACAACCUUGCUAAACCAUCAAAGUUCUUCCGGAUUAUGGAUUACACCGCUCCACAUCGAAACCUGCAACUAUGUGGCCUAUGGCAACAAAUGUGUUUAGAGCUCAGCAUUUGGAAACCCCGUGCAGUUGUGUUGUUUGUUAGGACAGUGGUCUUUUCUUGACCUGUUGACCCUGUCAGGAAAAAACCUCAGGCGCUAGUUAGGCUUUCAGCGUGUUGUUUAGCCUCAUGUUUUCCCUCUUGUUUAGUUUGGAAAACCUCCAGGUCGUGGUAAAUGGAGCAUGGGGGUGAGGAUUGAGGGCACUGAGGUAAAGGGAAAAAUGCUGAUGAUUGUUUUUAUAUUCCCGUUUUUGCAUGACUGAACGUCCGAUCUUCGCUAGAGAGAAAACUGUAUAAAUACUACACAGAGAUAUCAUCAUCACAAUCAACGCUCCCUUCUCCUGUUCAUUUUAAAAUAGGACCAGAUGUGUUCAUGUUGGUGUCACAUGUGAAGUGAACCCGAUCAUUUUUUUUUGGUUGAGAGACUUUGAACUGGUGUGCAGCCUUUGUGUGGGCUCAGAGCCUUCAGUCAAACGAAGGGUUUUGCUGAGUGACUGAGAAAGAUACUCCACAAAUGUUACGCAGAGGUCACCUUUUUGCACAAUGUCAACACCCUCUGAGGGUUGUUUUUAUACUAUUGCAUAUUUGAAGACUGAUUAAACGCACAUGCUUUCAUUAAAAUCAAGAAAUGAUAUUGCAUUGCCUCGUUUUUAACAAACUGGCUGUUUAUCCAGCGGCGUGUUGUCUUUGUGAAUAUUUGCUGCUCAGUAAUAAAGAAUCAACCCCUCUUCAA
Messenger RNA from Epinephelus lanceolatus (giant grouper), 3762 nucleotides. It is a transcript of the gene susd2, whose product is annotated as sushi domain containing 2. NCBI's taxonomy places the organism in Eukaryota, Metazoa, Chordata, Actinopteri, Perciformes, Serranidae. The record is from RefSeq and is a predicted model, not a curated record.